Symbiodinium sp. CCMP2592 is the source of this 3249-nucleotide messenger RNA. NCBI's taxonomy places the organism in Eukaryota, Dinophyceae, Suessiales, Symbiodiniaceae. The record is from the annotation of a GenBank genome assembly.
AUGGAGGCGAUAUCACGGGUCCUUUGUCAAUGCACUCUGCAUGUGGCACCCAGAUACUUCUGGACCAGCGGCCAAACCGAAGAUGAUAGAAGGGGGUCGGGGAUCAGGGCUUAUUUGAUGUCAUUCAGUCUCUUCUGCUCGAGCCUUCUUGAGGACAGCUAUAGGACGAGGGCAGCCAUGGCAAGGACUCCAGCGUCGCGCAAGAUUGGUCGCGUUCUGGCGCUGCUGGCAUUGUUUUGGGCCUGUCAGCCAACCGUGCACACUGCCGUUGGAGCCCGGGCCGUCCCCUUUGCAAGGCCUCCUGCGGGCGCGUGGGCGCGUAAGCCCCUCAUUGCACGCAGGGCCACGAGCGAGGCUGACGACAAGGAAGAUGAUGAGGUGAGCAAGCUUGCCAAAGAACACGAUGAGGUUCAGAGCUACGACGCAGAUGAGGUGCUUGGAUGGGUCCGACAAGUCUCUGCCCCCAAGGACAUCGUCGAGUUUGAAAAGCAAGAGUACUCCGGGGAAACCCUGCUGGAGAAGAGCGCAGCAGAAUUGGACAGAAUGGUCAAAUUGCCAGACGGGCCAAGACAGAAACUGGUGAAGCACAUCAAGAAGCUGAAAGCGGCCGCCGCCGUCAGAGAUUUCAAGAAGAAGCUUGAAGAUGAAGGCGCUGAUGAGGAUCGAAUCACGAUGGUCGGUGACAUGCUGAAGACGCUGGUCGAGCUCAAGGCCAACGACCUCUUGAAAGCAGCCAUCGAGGUAAUCAAGGAGCAGCUAAAAAAUCGACUGGACGAUCAGGAUCGAAUCACGAUGGUCGGUGACAUGCUGAAGACGCUGGUCGAGCUCAAGGCCAACGACCUCUUGAAAGCAGCCAUCGAGGUAAUCAAGGAGCAGCUAAAAAAUCGACUGGACGAUCAGGAUCGAAUCACGAUGGUCGGUGACAUGCUGUCGGCGCUGGUGAAGCUGGAUGCAAAGACUGUGAUGAGUUCAGCUCUUCAGGAUCCAGAUGUCCAAUCGGUGUUGGAGCAGGCCUGUAACGCAAGCAGAGACGAUGUGGACAGCUACGGACCACUUCAAGUAGCUGCAUGGAUUGCAGCAAACCUGGUUUCUGCCAAGUACGACGCUUCUGCGAUCCAACAGGCACUUGCGAAGCUGACUGGGAUGUUGUCUCGACAGCUGCUCGAAGUCCACCAAGAUCAGCUCGAGAGCCGGUACAAUCUAGAGGCUGCGAAAGCGGCGUUCCUGUUCAAUGCGGUUCAAGCCUUAAGCGAUCCUUUGGUGUUGACCUUUCGGGACCUCGUGAACGACAGCAGCUAUCCAGAGUUCCAAUACAAGCAUGUUUGGGUGUACAGGCUCCUAACUGACAUACCAGAAUGUGGGUACAUUGAAGAUGCGCAGCUCUUGACAAGCACAGUCGGCGGCGAAGUGGUGGAUGUGGCAAUCGGAAGCAGGACGGGCAAGCGCUGUAUUUCCGUCUUCUAUGGUGAAAGUGGCAGUGGGAAGAGCCUUCAGUCUCAGCUUGCGCCAGCCCUGAAGUUAGGCAAUAAUUCCUGCAUAGUUCGUGUCUUCAGCAAGACUAUUGACGAUGACGACCCAAUCCUCACGAGCAUCAGGCAGGAACACGCGCAAGGUAACGUCGAGAAUCGCGAUGCCUUGUGCAUGAAUUGGACUCUCACCAUGCUCUUUGCACAGAUCAAGAGUGCUUUUUGGCAACAUGCUGAUGUGGUUGAGGCAUGGUUGGACAAUCCAAGCCAGAACAAACAAGACCUUGGCACCAUCGUGUUUGUCAUCGAUGAGGUUAGCAAGUGCAUAGAACUAGCUCGCGGGAUCUCUAGAAAGCAAGAUGACAUCUACACCACGCUAGAACAGAAGUAUUGCCUCUCUGCUCAGCUUGUCAUGGCAGGAACGGCUGCGGCAUACAUUCUGGGCACUCCAGGUACAAGUGUGCUCAGUACCGAUCCAGAAAGGGUUUGCAUGACGCACGUUGGCCUCGUCCAAGGCUCGAACUAUCUCCGCAGCCUGCUGACACAGUUAGACAAGCAGACGGGCGUGCACUUGAAGGACUUGCAAGUCGCGUCCGUGCGCCCAUACCUCAGCAAUGCCCGAACGGCAUGGUUCCUGAUUGAAACACUGCGGCGUUUUUUUGAUUGGGCACCAGAGGAUGUCAGCCGCAAGAUGGCAAGCUCAAUUUGGAAGCGCUACCCAGCAGCCACGGGCUGCUAUGUGCCCUUGAUGUACAGAACAACGAACGGCUUGCAGCGAUUGAAGACUGCUGAACAGCGUGAAGGCAUUGCCAACCGGGCGCUCAAACUUUUGAUGCACGCCGACCUUCUGACACCAGACACGAUGCCGACGCUUCGGGAAGCUGUAGAGUGUGUAAGCCUUGGGCUGUGCAAUGUUUCAAAUUAUAGCGAAGCCCAAAGUCUCCUUGCUCAAGAUGGGCAAAGCAAGACGUAUCGGAAGGACCUCAUUUUCCAGUCUUCACCCGCUUUGGCACACAUGCUGUUGGCAGCUUUCGAUGUGCCGGAGGUAGUCCCGCAGGACGGGGAUUCGCUGGAGGCAGUCAUAAUGGAAGCGGAAAGACGCUUCUCAGAGGUGCUGACGGGCCGGAAGGCCAUCGCUUUGACUCUACCGCAUGCGCUGCCUCCGCAGCUUGACCAGCCGAACAUGACAGGCCUGCCGCUAGCACAGUUUACGGAGAUUCUGGGAGCAUUGAAUGCCAACCAGACAGUGGUGCUGCGCAAUGGGCCCAGUGCUCAAGGUGCUGACAUUAUCGUUCUUCGGCGGAAGCAUGAAAGCAAUAUGCCCUUUGUUCGCCUGAUACAGGCGAAGAACAAAAACAAGAAAGCAGAUAUGCUUUCAGCUAUCUCAACACUGGGAGUCGCAUGCCACAACAAAACAGCCGCACGUCGCGCCUUGCAUCGAGCUGCAGAAGUUCUUGGAUGGCUGUGCCGACUUGUGUCAGAGCAAGCUGGCCGUAAUGCGUCGGAGCUUGGGGAGUUCAAGGGGCCCAGGACUAAAGUUAGCGUGUCCGUCGAGCUGGUGCUUUGGGAGAGUAUCCGCCGCAACGAGGCUCCUCCUACUUUGCGUCGACCACGGUUUUUGCAACAGACUCCUACGUUCCGGCUGAGGAGCUUGCAACAUUUGGCUCCGUUUCCUACACAUAUAGCGCGCCCCGAUAGCAACUAUGUUGCGCAGAAGCAGUGGCCAAAGAAGAAGAGGUCGGGAAAGUCGCCGGCAAAGAAAUCAUCAGCAAGCAAACGAUAG